Melitaea cinxia (Glanville fritillary) is the source of this 1261-nucleotide messenger RNA. RefSeq lists its product as uncharacterized. The record is from RefSeq and is a predicted model, not a curated record. The transcript has a single exon. Bases 104 to 1195 code for a protein of 363 amino acids. NCBI's taxonomy places the organism in Eukaryota, Metazoa, Arthropoda, Insecta, Lepidoptera, Nymphalidae.
AAAAGAUUCUCUUUUUUGGCGGGAAGAGAAACGCGCCUUUUUUAAAAUCGUCCUAUAAUUAAAAUUAAUUUUAAUAGUAUUUAAUAUUAAAAAAUAAAUAAAAAUGCAAGGAGAAAGCGAUGGAGAUGAGGAGGAGCGAUCAGUGAAGUCAAUAUCAGGAAAAAAAAGAAGAAUUACAACUCCAACAAUAGAUAAGUAUAAGACAUACACUAAAAAUGGAUAUACAAGACAAUAUCCAGACAACAGCUCAAAUGGCGACUUUGUGGUUUAUUUAGAACAUUUAGAUAGAGAAAUUAAACUUGGCAAUAUGAAUCCUUUAAACCUCUCCAAAUAUUUCAAAAAUAUCAAGGGGGUUCAUGAGAGAGCAAGGAUUAAUUCAAAUAAAAUUAAAAUAUCUUUCAAACAGGCAGCUUUAGCGAACGAUUUUUUGAAAUCCCGAUGCUUAUUAGAGCAUAAUUUAAGAGCAUACAUACCUGCAUCCUCUGUGGAAAGGGUAGGGGUUAUUAGAUAUAUUCCGAAAGAAAUAGGAAACAAGGAAUUAUUUGAAAAAAUUUGCUGUGAUAGAGACGUUGUUGGAAUACGUAGAUUCAUGAAACGCGAAAAAGGUAAUUUAAUCCCAUUAUCAACCAUAUCAAUAACAUUUUCAGGUACUUCUCUACCUGAAUAUAUUUUAUUAGACGGAUGGAGAUAUAAAGUACAUACUUAUAUCCCUCCGUUAUUACAAUGUUUUAAAUGCUUAAAGUUCAAUCACUCAGCUAAAAUAUGUCGUAGUGAACAAGUUUGUUCUAAAUGCUCUGAAAAUCAUUCAUAUAAAGAUUGUAGUUCUGAAACGUUAAAGUGUACUAAUUGCUCUGGAAAUCAUCUAGCUAUUUCAAAAGAUUGUCCAAUAAAAGCAGCUAGAAUAUUAAAACAUAGGCAAUCUUAUGCAAUGGCUACUAUAAAUAAAGAUUUUGUAAACUUUCCAGCUCUUCCUAAGAGUAGCAUACAGAAAUACACAGGAAAAGUUGACAGUAAUAAAAAUAUAGAAUUACCUCAUGUACCAACAAAAACAGAUAACUUUAAUAUCUCAGAUAUUGUAAAUAAUACAAAAGUCAUGAACUCGAUAAUAAAAACAUUAGUAGCAUUAGGAAAUUCGGAAUCAAUUAAGACCACAUCUCAUAUUAAGGAAAUUUUUAUUAAAAACUUAUCUGAAUAAUGGAUAGUUUAAAACUAGUACAACAUAAUAUACAAAGUAUUAAUAAUAAAAAACCUUUGUUACAAA